This is a messenger RNA of Menidia menidia (Atlantic silverside), 870 nucleotides long. Lineage: Eukaryota; Metazoa; Chordata; Actinopteri; Atheriniformes; Atherinopsidae. The record is from the annotation of a GenBank genome assembly.
AUGGCACUCGGCCCGAUUGAGCGCGAUUGCGCCCCCAGUGGCUGGAUCCGGCCAAGUCCCCAGAUAAGGUUGGAGCCUGAUCACCCAGCAGAUGUAGACGAGGGACAGUUAACCAAGGUAAAUUACUCUCCUGGGUGGAGGCCAUCCUGGUUUAACAUGGAGGAAGAACUAGUGGCCCCGUUCUCCUUGGAGGCCUUUUUCACACAGAUGGGAAGAAUGGUUCCCUCCAGGGACCCAGGCAUGGCCUUUGUACAGGAAACCUGGUUUAGGGCACACCAAUUCGACGUUGUUGCAGCAGCUGUCGUUUCCGUGUCCUCUUCCAUGUGCCUGCUGCUGAUUGCGAGAAUGGCUUUGUGUUUAAUGCCAGAAGCGAAACAGGUGUAUCCUAUUGGUGGUGAUGAACAAGCCCAGGCAAGUCCCGACUUUGUUGCAGUCAAUCAAAGUAACUUUGGAAAUACGACAUGCCUCCCAAUAACUAAAGACCAUCUCACAGCCAGGUACCAGUCUGCUUACCAGGCCUCAGUCAACAACAUAGCUUUGGUGGCCCAUGACCUAAACAAGAUGACCUCAGAGCCCAACUUAUUUGACCAUGCUGAGGAUGUCACCAAUUCUGCCAGCAUGAUCCUCAACUUGUGCACUGCUACCGCUACAAUCUGGCCAAGAAUGGACCCAGCCCAGAUUGACGACCGGAUAUCUCGGAUGGAAGUUAUGUUAAAUAUGCUGGUUGCCGCUUCUACGGCCACCAGGGCAGAGGAUCAGCAGGGCCUGGCACAAGUACGACAGGAACUGGAGAUCAUCCACGCCCGCACCCAAAAAAGAAACCUUGGAGACGUUGUGGGGAUGACUUUGGUUCACACUCUGCCUAAUUAA